Clonostachys solani is the source of this 1212-nucleotide messenger RNA. The record is from the annotation of a GenBank genome assembly. Lineage: Eukaryota; Fungi; Ascomycota; Sordariomycetes; Hypocreales; Bionectriaceae.
AUGCCGCAGACUGAAGCAAGAUCUGACGAUGACCUGGCCAUCAAGGUCGAACGCGACACCUAUACCCCUGGAGAGACCGUCACCGGCAAUAUCACUCGCGUAAGUGCCUUGGUCGAUUCCGAGGUUACUCUCAACGUUGUGCUUCAUGGCCGAGCCAAGUCCAAGUUCAUGGACCAAAAUGAUCACGGCGCCAAACCCCGUCGCGGACGCUACGAACUGCUCAAAGUGAAGCAGGACGUAUUCAAGGGCCCUGUGCAGAUCCCAGGCAACGCGGAGCCCCGUCAAUGGAGUUUUGCCGUCCAAAUACCCACACACGUUGAUGCCAGUCAUUACCCCGGCAAUCACAAGGGGGAGGAUGCGCUCACUGACAUUGACCAUGAGACAGUCAGCAAGAUGGAGCUCCCCGGCUCAUUCAUGAUGGGCUAUAGCUCUGGUUAUCUUCGGAGGGAAGGCUUUGUCGAGUACUACUUGGAAGCCGUCUUUGAGCACAAGCGAAGUGGCUCCACGGAGACGGCAACCGCUGUGGUGCCCAUCCAACUUCGGGCACGCAAUAUAGCCCCUCCUCUUGUCGAUUUCUCCUUGGUCCCCUUCGAGAAUGAAAAGAAGGUUACUACCCAACGCCUAUUGCCUGGAAUGGAGAAUGCAGAGUUGUCGGCAAUGGAUAGCGUGAAGAAGUUUUUCGGCACGCCUUCGGUACCAGACUUUGCAUUCAAGAUUGAAGUCAACGCGCCGUCGGUAUUCCAAAUCGACCAGCCAUCGAUCCCACUUUUCAUCCGAGUCGUGCCAAACUGGUCGGACUCGAGCAAGGAAAUCCAGGGCAAGCCCGCCCCAAAAGCAAGGGUCGUCAGCUUCAGAGGAGUACUGGGGUCAUACUGCCACAUCCUAUGCGCAUCAGGUAAAAUGGGCUUUGCUCGCUACGAAAAUUGGUGGGAGGAGGAUCACGACCUCGAAGCCGAUGGGUGUGAUCUCGAUCGGCUGGCCAUUGACGUUCCGUGCGGCGACGACGUUGAAGCCGCGGACGUUGGCGCCGCUUUGCACCUGCGCCUUCCAAGAUCGAUAUUCCCGAGUUUCACCACUUUCAAUAUCCACCUCCGCUGGAAACUGAAUUUCUGGGUCUAUCUGGACAUUGCUGGCGAGGAGACUCAUGUCCAUAGACACAUCGAACAGGUCACUGUGAUUCCGGCUAGCUCCGGACCCCCACCAGGCGUUUGA